CUUCGCUUUGAGCUUUGUACGACGCAAAAGCCCGGGAACAAACAACAAGCAUUUGACAGCGCAUCGUUCGUAAGUUCGUAAACAUGCUGAGGCGUCAACGAGGUAAAAAGCGCAAAAAGCAAUACCUUGAGAAGGAUCAACCGUUCGAGGUUCCGCGGUCGACGCUUUAUCACAGAAGACAAAGACCGUCAGCAGCUAACAAUAAUGACCGACUAGCAGCAUCCCGCCAUGAAGCCGCAAGUGAGGCUACAUCCUCUGUAGAAUCAGUGAAUCUGAACUCAUCUGAACGUCACCCUUCACCAUGUGUUGUACCUGAAAUCGUCCACGCAUCUUCCAGGGAUGAGGAUUGCAGCAGUGGUUGCGCAAGUGAUGACACUGCUGUUGAUGAGUUGAGUGAAUGUGAAACUGAUCAUGAAACCCAUAGAGAUCAGUGUGACACCUCGACAAACAUACCUGAUUUCACGCGAGGCGAGGUACUCGCUGAUGCCUUUCAAGAGUAUGGUGAGAGCACAUUGCCAAACUCAAAGAAAAGAAGGUGGAAGCCACCUCAAUGAUCAUGUCAUUCAUUGUUGCACAUGGAUUAACGUGGACAGCUGUGGGUGACCUCCUCAACCUUGUUAAUGCACUAUUUGAUAGCAACGAUGUUCUUCCACACAGCAAGUACAUGCUUCGAAAGGUAUGGACGGCACGAAAAUGCAAGUUUGUGAGACAUCAUUUCUACUGUGAACAUUGCAAAACACUCCUAGUUGAAGGAGCAGAUGGUGAAAACCUUGCCUGUCCCACCUGUAGGUUGUCACGUGACCAGACAGAGUCAAAAAAUACAGGUCACUUUUUCAGUAUCCUUAACUUUGAGCACCAAGUGAAGAACGUUAUCUCCAGAAAUGCUGAUGCUCUCUAUACAAACCUGAACAAACUUGACCAGGACAGGACAAAGGAUGAAAUAACGGACAUCACAAGUGGGUCGGUGCAUAGAAAGUUGCAUAAAGAUGGACAUCUGGGAUGGUCUGACAUCACGAUAACGUUCAACACUGACGGGAGUCCGCUAUACAAGUCCUCCAAAAUGUCUGUUUGGCCAAUUCAAUUUAUAGUGAAUGAGUUGCCACCUGCAAUUAGGUUUCAGAACUGCGUAGUCGGUGGACUUUGGUUUGGCAAAACACAUCCCAAUAUGGUUAUCUUUAUGGAGAAGUUUGCAGAAGAAGUCAACUCCACGCCCUUGUUGGACUGGCAUUACAAUGGCGAUAAUUUGUCAUCACGGGUAUCUGUGUUGAGCUGCUGUGUAGACUCACCAGCACGCGCGGCUGUGCAGAAUCACAUGCUUUUUAGCGGAUAUUUCUCAUGCCCAUGGUGCUUCAUCAAAGAGAGCGUAUAGAUGGUACUAUGAGGUUUCCUGAGACUGCCCCAGUUGGUGAGAGAACACCACGUGGAGUGACGAGGGACAUGCAGCUGGCUCUGAAGUAUGGUCGUCCAGUUAAUGGAAUCAAGGGGCCUUCGGCACUUGUAAACCUGUUGCACUACGACGUUGUUUGGGGACAGAGUGUAGACUACAUGCACUGCGUCCUUCUUGGUGUGACCAAACAUCUGACGGAAAUUGUUUUAUCUUCAGUGAGCCAGGGAAGUGUUAACUCUGCCCAUCAAGUUAUCAACAACCGCCUCCUGAACAUAAAGCCUCCUCACUGUUUCACGAGAUUACCGAGGUCCUUGGAAGAACGCAGUUUCUGGAAAGCCAGCGAGUGGAGGCAUUGGCUUCUCUUCUAUUGCCUUCCUUGUACACUUGGUGUCAUUCCGCAACAGCACUGGUUACAACUGCGAAGACUUGCAGAAGCUGUCCAUGUUCUCCUGCUCAGAAACCUAACUCACUGCUCGGCAGUGAGCUCAAAGCUGCAGCAUGCUGGUAAGCUUUGGACUUUUCCUAACACAGCCAUGUGGAAUGCUUGAAAAAUAUAAUCUUGUGCUGUACACGCAAAUGAUGCACAAAAUAAUUUACCUAGCCUAGCAGUUGCUCCAUCUCAACGGUAUCUCAAUUGUCACAACAGACAUCACCAACCCAAUUUCUAUAUUGCAACACAUUAAGUAACAC
This is a messenger RNA of Ornithodoros turicata, 2077 nucleotides long. RefSeq lists its product as uncharacterized. The record is from RefSeq and is a predicted model, not a curated record. The coding region runs from base 1336 to 1935 and encodes 199 amino acids. The transcript has 3 exons. Lineage: Eukaryota; Metazoa; Arthropoda; Arachnida; Ixodida; Argasidae.